This is a messenger RNA of Schistocerca nitens (vagrant locust), 2027 nucleotides long. RefSeq names its product dolichol kinase (gene Dolk). Gene Ontology annotation, biological process: dolichyl monophosphate biosynthetic process. Lineage: Eukaryota; Metazoa; Arthropoda; Insecta; Orthoptera; Acrididae. Gene Ontology annotation, molecular function: dolichol kinase activity. The transcript is spliced from 8 exons. Gene Ontology annotation, cellular component: endoplasmic reticulum membrane. The record is from RefSeq and is a predicted model, not a curated record. Bases 411 to 1706 code for a protein of 431 amino acids.
AAGUGAUGUUGGUCGAAGUCUCACCGAUUAAAUGACGGUGACAUUUCAAUCGACUUUGGAAUGUCAGUCAUGUGCAUGUACUGUAGUAUGUACUAUGUAGCAUCUGUGGUGGUGUGCAUCUGAUGUAAACAAGCCAUGACAGGAAUAAUGCAGGAAGCUGAGAUGUAGCAGUAGUUAUCUGCUCCGAACUGCUGACGAUUAUUGAACUUUGAUUUCAGUACGUAGACUGCCUUCGUUGACGAGUGGCAGCGGUUGUUUGUUGGCCGAGAACAGAGUACCGCAGAGGUGCAAAAUCAAAAUAAUGGGCAGUCGAUUGCAGGCAAUUUUAAUGAGGGAUAAGUAUAACACGAGCCUUUACUGUUAACAGGCCCGGCGCGUCAACAGGAGAAUGGCUGAUUUCUCUCCUACCAAUGGCAGUGGUAUUGAGUACGAUAAAAACUCACAAUCCAAACUAUUUGCUGAUGACUUUCAGUGCCGGUCUGCUAGGCGCUGCCGUAUGGAAACUUAUAAGAAUUUCUUUAUGUGAAAAUUAUACUUUGAAACAUUUCGAUGUUUAUGAUGUGAUACCAGGCGCUGUAAUCUUUCUGCUUCUAAAGUUGCAGAAAACAAGCAUACCACUAUGCUUUAUUGGUUCAGUGCUGGGUUCAUAUGCCUAUACAUUAGGCAUUCCCACUAUUUUAACACACUGCCCAAAAUAUUUCACAUAUGGAGAAGCAGGGGUUAUUGUGCAGUCUUUUUUGACAUUUUUAUUUUCUGCUGCAGUCAACAUACCUCGCUUCUGGAAUAUGACUUCACUUGAAGACAUUGAUAGAGCUACAGUGAUAUUACAGGUUGGCCUAGUGGGUGUGACAGUUAUUUGUCUAGGACUGUGGCUGGUUCCAGCUUUGAGAGCAACAGUUGGCUUCUACAGCAUUUGUGCAAGUGUACUCAUUGGACUUGUGAUCUUCCCAUUGCACAUUAUCAUGGGAGCCAGUCCAGUUAUGUGGAUUAUCCAGUUGCUGUUUGCAGAUGUGAAAACGAUACUGAUGGUAUGCUACUGGAUUGCAUGCUGUGCUGUAGCGGUGGCUGCAAUAGCAGUUCAAAUACAAGCUGGUAAACAUGCUUCGACAGCUACCAGGAAGUCCUUCCAUAUUUUGGUUGUUGCUGUAUAUGUACCAGGUCUUAUUGGAACAUACUGCCUCCUGUACUUGGCAAGUGGCAUUGUGUUGGCACUCUUCGUCAUGUUAGAGGCAAUGCGUCUUUUGCAUGUACCACCACUACAUGUUGGCCUGCAGCAAGGUUUUGAACUGUUUGCAGAUGAGAAAGAUGCUGGUGGUGGAGCACUGACACCUAUGUACCUGCUGACGGGUGUGUCACUUCCAUUGUGGCUACACCCUGCUGCUGUCAGUGACUAUUUGCCAUCAUCCUUUCUAGCAGGUCUUCUAGCUGUUGGAAUAGGAGAUACAGCUGCAUCUGCAUUUGGUUCCUGGAUAGGUCGUCACAGGUGGCCAAAUUCGGUGAAAACAAUCGAAGGAACAGUUGCUUGUAUAUUGAGCCAGAUUUUUUUGAGUGGGUGUUUGAUGGCAUUGGGUUACCUUGAUGCUAGUGUAGCAUCUGUUUCAAAGCUGGUAAUGUCAGUGGUAUUGACAUCCCUUCUUGAGGCAAAAACAGAUCAGGUGGACAAUUUAGUGCUUCCACUAUUUAUGUAUUGCAUUCUUGAACUGUAAUGGUGGUACGGAAUAGAAACUGCAAACCUUGUGACUGACUGUGCACAUUCCAAUAGAACACAUAAGAUCUGAAGUACUGAUAAUAGCUCCAUUCACUUAUGUAACAAAAAAAAAAAGAGAGAAACAGAGGAUAUCUGUAUGCCAAAGAAUAUAGGUCUACAAUCUCUUACACAUUAAUGUAACUGCAAUAGAGGAAAUUAAUUUCAGAGCUACGUAUACAAACCUGUAUUUUUAUAUUUAUAAUGAUAAUUUAUAGAUUUUUAAAGUGCCUUCAUGUUAUUACAUAAAAACAGUUUUUUUAGAAAAUGUAGAUUUGUUACA